AAAACACCAGUUGGUAAUACACCUGAAAAAUUCAUGUAAAAUCCUGAAUAUUUUGUAAAUAAGUCUUUGAUAACACACCUUGUUAUACAUGAUUGCGUCAAAAAUUAGCUUGGGUGUAAUAUAUCGGUGAUAAUGCAUUACCAUUCUGCUUCGGAGUUACUAUUUUGUAUUUUACUGAUACACUGUAUUCAAGUUAAUUCAACAACCAAACAACUUGAUAUAAGACACCCUAAUGGUAACAUUUUCAACGUCCUUCUUGGACUAUACAAAGUAAACCCAUUAAAAAGCUCCAAAGUCUACAAAGCGUUUUCUGAGGACAUGCUACUAGGCCGUGGCGAUAAAACGCAUAUAGUUUUAAACUUUGAAUCAGAUGAAUAUGCAAAAGAACAAAUGAAAACUAACCUUCAUGAAAUUGAGAAGAUUAUUCAUAAAAAGUCUGAAAAACCAAGAAAUCAUUUAGAAAAACCUGAAUACGACAUCAAUGAUGUAAGCACAGAGAAUUUUAAGGUAGAUAUUGUCCUUAACGAUAAAAUACUAGCCAAGGAACAAUUGAAAAAAUCCUAUCAGGACAAAGAGGAAUUUGGUUCACUUUUCGGACACAUCGGCAGUAAUGAAAUUUUUGACAACGCUUUACCGGUAACAAAACUAUUACCUAUGAACCGCAUCAAAUUUCAGAGUCGACAUGUAUCGAAGCCAAAAUUUAAUGAAUUUGAAUUAAUUAGAGAUGAUGGAAAAUUUAGUAUGCCCACCAGCACAAUGUUGGAAGUCCGUGAUAAGAAUCAGGAAGACAGUCCGGCAGAUUUAAGGUUAGAUAAAGUGCCGGACGUGGUCGUGAUAUGAAACAGGAAAAUA
Molecule: messenger RNA, 852 nt
Organism: Spodoptera litura
Lineage: Eukaryota; Metazoa; Arthropoda; Insecta; Lepidoptera; Noctuidae
Source: RefSeq, a predicted model, not a curated record